Molecule: messenger RNA, 3376 nt
Organism: Drosophila obscura
Lineage: Eukaryota; Metazoa; Arthropoda; Insecta; Diptera; Drosophilidae
Gene: Atg1
Product: serine/threonine-protein kinase unc-51
Exons: 12
Coding region: 538-3105 (855 amino acids)
Biological process (GO): peptidyl-serine phosphorylation; autophagy; positive regulation of autophagy
Cellular component (GO): autophagosome; cytoplasm
Molecular function (GO): protein serine/threonine kinase activity; ATP binding
Source: RefSeq, a predicted model, not a curated record
AUGACUUGUUUUGCGUGAAUUUCUUUAAAAAUUAGAAACAAGCUCGACUGCGGGGUAUGCACUAACUAAAUCGGUCGUGUGUGCAGCCGCGUUAGGGGCAGAAUAACUAAAAAUUCAAAUUCAAUAAAUAGCACACGGGCCCCAUUAAGAAGGGGAGCGAAAAGCAGUUUAAUUGAAUUUCAAGUGAAAUUAAAGUAAAGUGUGUGGUGUGUGCCUGCCUGCCUCCCCCGAUAAAAUUGUUAAACGCAAGUGAAUCGCAACGAGUUACGUGAAAAACCACCAAGUGCAAGAAUUCGCUGCUCGCUGCUGUCCCCCCUCAGCCGUACAAGAAAAAAAAAUUGAUUUUCCACAAUUGCAAUUGAAAGGCAGAAAGCAGAAAGGCAAAGAAAAGCAACUGCCGUUGACCGUGCGUGAGUGUGUGUUGUGUUCUGUGUGUGUGUGUGUGUGUGUGUGUGAGAGAGAGGGUGGUGUGGUGGUGUAAAGGGCGCGCGAGCGAAGGAGAGAGCGUAACGAGACAUCGCAUCCUCUUCGCAUGCAAUGAAUAUUGUCGGGGAGUAUGAAUACAGCUCCAAGGAUAUGCUUGGCCAUGGCGCCUUUGCUGUCGUCUACAAGGGGCGUCACCGCAAGAAACACAUGCCGGUGGCCAUCAAAUGCAUUUCCAAGAAGGGACUAAUCAAGACGCAGAAUUUGCUCGGCAAGGAGAUCAAAAUUCUAAAGGAGCUCACCGAACUGCACCAUGAGAAUGUUGUGGCUUUGUUGGACUGCAAGGAGUCCCAGGAUUGCGUCAAUUUGGUCAUGGAGUACUGCAAUGGCGGCGACUUGGCGGAUUACCUGAGUGUAAAGGGUAGCCUGAGCGAGGAUACCGUUCGAUUGUUUCUCAUACAACUAGCUGGUGCUAUGAAAGCACUGUAUACCAAAGGAAUUGUGCAUCGUGAUCUCAAGCCACAAAAUAUACUGCUAUCGCACAAUUAUGGCAAAACAUUGCCAUCACCAUCGAAGAUAACCCUGAAAAUUGCGGAUUUUGGUUUUGCGCGUUUUCUGAACGAUGGCGUCAUGGCAGCCACACUCUGCGGCUCCCCCAUGUAUAUGGCACCCGAGGUGAUCAUGUCGCUGCAGUAUGAUGCCAAAGCGGAUCUCUGGUCGCUGGGCACGAUCGUCUAUCAGUGUCUGACCGGCAAGGCGCCCUUCUAUGCACAAACGCCCAACGAACUGAAGUUCUACUACGAGCAGAAUGCCAAUCUGGCACCCAAGAUACCCCAUGGCGUGUCGCCGGAUUUGAGGGAUCUGCUGCUGUGCCUGCUGCGACGCAAUGCCAAGGAUCGUAUUUCAUACGAGAGCUUCUUUGUGCAUCGUUUCCUGCAGGGCAAGAAGGCUGUCGUGUCGCCAGUUGAUAUGCCACCGCUGGGCGGCACACCGCCGGUGAAGGCCAAGAGUCCAUUGCAACAGCAAAUGGAACAGGAACUGCAGCUGGUCAAGCUGGCGGAGCAGCAGCAGAAGGAGCAGGAGGAGCAGGAAGCGGCCCAGGAUGAAGAGAAUACGGUUUCCGUGGUGGCCAAUCCGGCCAUUUGUGCCACCAUCACCAAUGUGGGAGUGCUCUGCGAUAGCGAGAACAACAGUGGAUCGUGCAGCUCUCAUGAGGAUUCCGAUGACUUUGUGCUGGUGCCCAAGAAUCUGCCCGAGGAUCAGCGUCAGGGUCAGACGAUGCCCACAACUGGGGGCCAGCGUCAACAGCAGCCACAACAAAAUCAAUCCAGUCCGCCACGGCCCAGCAGUCUGCCCAUCUCCGAGCCGAAGCCAGUGCCGGCACCAGCACGCCGCCAAACGGCCGCCCAUCCAGCUGGAGGAGGCGCACUGGCCGGCUCGCCGGCCAGGCAGGGCAACAUGCCGCUGACUGUGGCCACGCUGGCGGCGGCCGGCAAGCAGCUGCCACGCUCCCAGCCCAUCAGUGUGAAGCAGCCGAGGCCGGAUCAGCGCAAGAGCAGCGUGAGCAGUGACAUCAACUCGAUCUCGCCGCCAGCAGUGCAGUUUGCCAUAGGGACACCACCGGGAGGAACCACCCGGAUAAGGUCCGCAUCGGGGGGUUCGCUGUCGGAGACACCGCCGCCGCAUGCGCCGAGCACGUGGCAAGUGUCGCCCGGACACUCGCAGUCACCGCUGCGCAGGAGCGGCAAUAGCUCACCGGUUCUUCCGUCCGCCGCGCUCACCAUACUGCCGACCCUGGGCAGUCCCACAAUGCUGAUGGCACCCGGUUCGCUGGGCUCGAUAGGCUCGUCGGCGGGCAGCGGCUCGGAGAACAACAACCAGCACCAUAUGCUCGGACCGCGUGCCUUCACGCUGCCCGAGCUGGGGGCCACCGGAGGACUGCACAGUCUGCUGGACACGGGCGCCGGAGGCGUUGGCGGUGGCGAACCACAUGCAUUCCAGGCUCCAGAGCUGUCGGAGGAGACGCUGAUGGAUCGCGAGCAUAACGAGACGCUGUCCAAGCUGAACUUUGUGCUCGCCCUCACCGUCUGCAUCCAGGAGGUGGCCGACUCCCGUUGCGCACCUCUCUCCACUUUGAUGGUGGCCGGCAGUCAGACGGCAGCCAAUGCAGACAAUCCCCAACAGAUACCGCCCCAUGCCCCGGAACACUGCAAGCGGGCGGAGCGUCUGGUGUUGCUCGUGCGUGCCCUGCAGCUGCUUUCCAGCGGCCUGAAUCUGGCCUCGCAGCAGCUGCGCAAUGGCCAGCUAAAGCCAUCGUCGAAUGUGAAGAAUGCUCUGCUCACAAUGAACGCCAAGUACCGGAGCAUACUGUUCGAGUCGAAGCGCCUCAAUGGCAGCGGCCUACUGCAGAAGGCGAAUGCAUUUAACAUAACAGCCGACAAGAUACUAUACGACUAUGCGCUGGAUAUGUGCCAAGCAGCUGCCUUGGAUGAGCUACUGAAGAACACCAAGAACUGCUUUGAGCGCUACAAUACCGCGCACAUUCUGUUGCAUUCGCUGGUGCAGAAGUGCAAUCAUCCACAGGACAAAAUGCUAUUGAAUAAAUAUCGCGAUGCCGUUGAGAAGCGUUUGAGCAUAUUGCAACAGCAUGGCUACAUCUAUGUGACCGAUGAAAAUGCCUAGGCGUGUGUGGCACAUAAUAAUGGCAAUCAUUAUCAACAUUUCCUUAAGUUAUUCAACCAGCCCCCGGCCCACCCACACCACCCCCAUUCUUUUGCAACAUGUGAUUCAAAACAAAAACUACUAUAAUUUAAAUAGCCCCCUUGAAAACACACACAGCUUUUGGAGUUAUUGGUCCCCCCACUCACCCCUCAGCAGUUGUCGAAUGUAAAUAUUAUUCUCAGCAAAGCAUAUUAUGUAGUUUUUGUUUUUCUGUAUAAUUUCCCACGCCCCC